This is a messenger RNA of Acanthosepion pharaonis, 1992 nucleotides long. The record is from the annotation of a GenBank genome assembly. Lineage: Eukaryota; Metazoa; Mollusca; Cephalopoda; Sepiida; Sepiidae.
AUGAGUUUAUUUCUACAAGAGGAUUUGCAUUUGAAUAAUAGCCAUAAAGAAAAGGCACUUGACCAUCAAAAUUUGAACUUGCUGGAUACAAUUAAUGUCUUUAGUCAAAAAAGUGAAGAGGAAUCCCUGAAAGAUGUACAUGAAAUUAGAGACUUAAAGAAAAAUGUAAACAACAACAACAACAAUAAUAACAAUAAUAAUAUGCCUCCAAACCAAUCGGACAUCAUUAAUGAAGCUGUAGGUAGAGAUAGUUCAUACGGAUUGCCAGUGUUUCUUCCUGAAAGCAAGUCCCUGGAAAUUAAAUCUGACUUUUCUGCUUUGCAUCUGUCUGAUAAAGGAUUGCCUUUUAAACAUAUUCUCGACACAGAAUGCGAGUCUAUUCACUCUGACUAUUCAGAAGUUGUUGGCCCAUUGCGAGAUCUUGCGGACAACGAAAUAGAGAUCUUUCAUGCAGAAGAUCUACAGAAAGAUAACCUCACAGAGAAAUGCAACACAUACUCCAUUGGCAAUAAAACCCUCAAGCAACAGCCUGAUGAAACUGAUGAGGAGUUCAAAAAACGUGUGAAGAAGGUAAACUUUUUAAGUUUAGCCCAGGAAUUUGCCGAGCUGAAGAAAAUUGAUGCCGACGUCUUGCCAUUUGAUCUUCACAAAACUAACUUAUGUGACUACAGUCCAAUGAGUGAAGAGAGUUCGUUGACUGAAUCUGCUAUGACAACUCCCAUUGAACCUGGGAAAGAGUUGCCAUAUUCUUACGAGUAUGUGAGAGAUGAAAAUAGUAAUGAAUUAGAUAGUGUUGAUUGUUGUGACCCAGAGAGUAUAAUGGACAACAAGAAAGAGAAGAGCUCCUCUUUAAACCCCAAAGAUUUGUCAGAAACAGAUUUUAAACUGAGCCCCAAAAGAGGAAAGCAAAACUUGGCUCUUUUGGAAAACAAAACAAAAUUUAAGAAUACUGGCAAGAGUGAACUCUGUGAUGAACAAGAAUGUGAAAUCUAUAACAUGGAAAACACAAUACCAAAAAUGGAUUGGGAAACUUUAGAAUUACAAUUAGCAAUGGCAGCAGAAGAAAAACAAAGACUGUCACAUUGUAAUGACAGAGAAGAGAUACGCCGUAAACUGGCCAUGGGGGGAGAUGAAGAGUAUUACACAUCAGAUCGACUUUACAAAAAACCAAAUUUGCCGCCACGUCACCAGGGUGACUUGAACCUGCAGUUGUGUUUUAUGAAUGAUGCAGCAACGAUUCCCAACAACAGUGACAGCAGUGGUUCUGACCAAGAAUCUGGAAUCAAGCAUCAAAAACCUCAUCUCUCAUCCACCCCAAAUCUAUCAGAGUUGAAACCCAAGUAUCUUCGGGAACCUACUCUGCAUCCACCAAGCAAGCCCCCACGAAAGAAAGGAGAUAGUGAUAAUGAAGAGGAGGAUUUCUUCCAUAAACAAGUUCGACUUCAGGAGGAAGCUAAAUUGGCCCUUGCUCAAGCAAGCACAAUGGCUCACAUGCAGCUUGAAGUAGAGAAACAAAUGAAGAAAAAGUCACCAAUUGCUGAAAUGGUUGGGAUUCCUGGCUUUGGUGAUGGGCGUCAGAAGAGACUACACCGAAAACUGUUGUUGGAUAUGAAUGUGGCUCAGUUACAAGUCAUAGUCAAUGAUCUUCUUUCACAGAUCAAAAGCCUUAAUGAAGAUUUGGUUCACAUGUUAUUGGACAGGGAUGAUCUACACAUGGAACAAGAUUCUAUGCUGGUAGAUAUUGAAGAUCUCACCAGGCGAGCACAGGAUUUUGCAAAGAAAAUCAAUUCUAAACAAAAAGACAAAAAGUCUGGCCAAAAAUAUCUUCCUCAGAAGUCUUAUCUAUUCCUUGAUGGUACAACUCUCUAUGGAACUUGGUAUUAUUUUGAGAUGGUCUCUUUUGGACUGGAGAGCGAUCUGUAUCUAUCUUCCUUUCUAUCUCUCUUCCCAUUUGUAGAAUAUUGGUCUAUCGUCAUUACCACCAGUUUAUAA